Messenger RNA from Tympanuchus pallidicinctus (lesser prairie-chicken), 2825 nucleotides. RefSeq names its product ras-like GTP-binding protein rhoA. Gene Ontology annotation, molecular function: GTP binding; GTPase activity. Gene Ontology annotation, biological process: small GTPase-mediated signal transduction. The record is from RefSeq and is a predicted model, not a curated record. Lineage: Eukaryota; Metazoa; Chordata; Aves; Galliformes; Phasianidae. Bases 32 to 625 code for a protein of 197 amino acids. The transcript has 2 exons.
UCGUUUUGUACUUCAUCUUUGUUUUGCAGGAAUGGCUGCUGCUAGGAGAAAGCUUACAGUAGUUGGAGAUGACUGCUCUGGUAAGACGUGCCUCCUCUUCGCUCUGCGUCGCAAUCAGCUCCCCACAUUCUAUGAGCCAACCCUGUUUGACACGUAUGCCACUGACAUAGAGGAAGAUGGGAAGGAGAUGAAGCUGUUUCUGUUUGACGUGUCAGGAAAAGAUGAAGCCAGUUACCGAAAUCUCCGCUCGGUGUUCUAUGAGGACACCAACAUUAUUUUAAUAUGUUUCUCAGUGGACAGGCCUGACUCACAGCAAAACGUCCUUGACUUUUGGGUUCCAGAAAUCAAACUGUUCUGCCCCACGGUUCCUAUUAUUUUGGUGGCUACCAAGAUUGAACUGAGGGAUGAUAAAGCUAUCAGGAAGAAAUUAGCUGCUCAGGGCUAUGAGCCAAUUAACACUGUAGAAGGAAAAGCUUUAGCAGCCAGGAUUGGGGCAUAUGCUUACCUGGAGUGUUCUGCCAAGACAAAAGAAGGUGUUGAUACCGCCCUGGAGAUAAUUAGCCAAUGUGCAUUAAAUGAGAAAAAGAGGAGAAAGAAGCGCCAAAGGUCCUGCCAAAUUUUGUAAGAGGCACAAAUAUUAUUUUGUUUUUAGUUUUCAUUAUGUGGAAGAGUGAGUAGAUGUCUUUGAUGCUGCUGUGUGGGUGCUGUAAGGGCUUUUGUGGUACAAGAUGGAAAAAACAUGUAUGUGGAUGGAAAGUCUGCCAAGUCUCUCACUUGAAAAGUUGAAUUUGUUUCCUUCUCCAAAGCAGGCUGAAGAACACAAUUCCAGGUUCGAGCUGAGCACAAGUCUUGAGAAAUGGAAAUGAACAAGCUACAGUUCUUCACAGAGUUGUCUUGGUCAAGGGACAUAUAUGCAGACUGGGGCAAUCAUGAGUGCAUGGAGCACUUGCAGGCUGAAAACAUGAAGUAAAAGGAAUGCUGACAGCUACACUCUCUGCUUUGCAAGUCAUUGGCAAUUUGGAAAGAGACUAAAACGUGCUGUCAACCUCAGCAGAGAAUCUCAGGGAAGCACAGAGAUGAGGCAAAAAGGAACGACUUUGGGUGCACCUCCAUACUCUUCCCUUCUCUGAAGCACUCUGCUGCCAGCCCAAGAAACUGAUUUACGGACUGACAUUAAAGGUGCAAGUGUGGGAGACAGAAGAUAAUGUAACUAUGGGAUUUGGAGACAGAUGCUAUAACAGGAAAUGGACAUAAAAAUUUCAAAGGUAAACUCUGAUAAAGGGACAGGACUAAUUGAGCAUAACUGUUGUGAACUGGGAGAAUGUGGAAGUGCAGUACUUUCUUUUGCUGACUUACCUAGUGGUGGUUUCAUCACUCAGCAGCGUGUCUAAAGUUUCCCAGGGGAAAACAAGACUAAACACAAAAUGUUACGCUGAUUAUGCAACCUGCACCUGUACCUUAGCAAACUAGUUUUCCCAGACCUGGUAAAAUACACACUUCAUAUUUUAAUUGCCCAUUCUUCCCACCAACAUUUGUCUAUUGAUGGUAACGUGGAUAGAAAUGCCAGACUUGGCCAGGUAUUAUUGAGUGGGUUGCUGCUACUUCUUAGUAGUAGGUUUGAGUAACAAAUGCUUUAAGGAUGAUGCUUUACAUUUCCAAAGAAUCUCUGAGCUCUAUUCAACUUGAAUUACGAAUCCAUCUCUUGGUGAUAAAAAAGUGUUAUUUCCAUUUUCAAAACUGAGAAACUUAAAUUGUUGCCUAAAGUAAGUGUGAACCAUCUACUACAUGGAGUUCCUGUUUUUCUUGACUCAUUUUCUUCACCUUUUCCCUUUUCCCUCCAGAGACAAUUUUUCACCUCGAUUUCUUCCCCUCUGUGUAAUAAUCCCCUCUAUGCAACUUGAUAUUGUACACAAAUUUAAAACCGUUUUCCCCUUCCUCCUUGGAUGUGUGUUCUGUGCAUAAGUGCUCUACAGAUUCAGGCAAUGACAUACAUUAGUGCAUUUCAAAGAGCUGUGUUUAUGUAGAUAGGUUUAAAUUGUUAUUUCCAUUUUAUAUGUGUGGGUGAGGAGGAUUAGACUGCAGAUAGGUGAAAGAACACAGGUGUUUCAUAUGCUUCUGAUGUAGGGUAUGGAGAAAGACCACGUUGCAAAGAUGCUAAGCACUGAGAGCUCCCACUGCUUGGAAAGCACAACCACUUUGGUGAAUCUGAAGUUACACUGCCUGCUGCUUAGUAGGAUAUGGGUCAGCGUAUUGGCUGGAAUCUGUUUUCAAUCCAAGAAAACAAGGAGUUUUUUCUUGCAGAGGGUGCUUUGCUCAAGAAAAGAGUAGCUGAUCAAUGGCUGUAUGUCCAAGUGGAGGUGAGUCACAAGUGGUGUCCCUCUGGGGUCCAUCUUGGAUGGUGCCCUUCAGCACCUUUAUCAGACCAAGGCAGUGGGAUCGAGACUGUCCUCCUUAUGUUUGAUGAAGACACCAAGCAGAGUGGUGCAGCUGAUAAAACAGCAGGAAGGGAUGGCAUCCAGAGGGACCUGGACGGGUUUGAAAAGUGGGCCCGUGUGAACAUAAUGAGGUCGGAGCAAUCCCAGGUUUGAGUACAGACUGAGAGAAGAACUCAUUGAGAGCAGUGCUGAGGAGGAGGACGCGGGGGUUCUGGUGGAUGAAGAGCUGGACACACGCCAGCAGUGUGCUUCUGCAGCCCAGAAGGCCAGCGGUGUCCUGGGCUGCAACAAAAGAGGGGCAGCCAGCAGGGAGAGAGACAGGAGCAUUUCCCUCUGCUCUGCCCUUGUGAGGCCCCGUCUGGAGUGCUGUGUCCAGGCCUGGGGCCCCCA